This is a messenger RNA of Fomitiporia mediterranea MF3/22, 1067 nucleotides long. RefSeq lists its product as uncharacterized. Lineage: Eukaryota; Fungi; Basidiomycota; Agaricomycetes; Hymenochaetales; Hymenochaetaceae. The coding region runs from base 1 to 831 and encodes 276 amino acids. The transcript has 2 exons. The record is from RefSeq and is a predicted model, not a curated record.
AUGGAUCCUCGUAGCCAUGGAGAUCACUCUAGCUUUUCGGAGUAUUUACACCAAUCGCUGAGCAUUGCUUCUGAGCGAUCCACGAUCCCACCGACCUCAAAGAGACGUCGUUCACCCAACGCGUUUAUCCUCUUUCGGUCUCACCUCAUCGCAACCGGGAAGGUUCCUCCAGAUAUAGUUCACCAGAAUGACGUAUCGCGCUACGCUGCGGAAGUAUGGAAGUUGAAGUUGACUCCAUCUGAGCGUGCGGUAUUCUUCAAGAAGGCGCAAGAGGAGAAGGUCCGGUUUGACAUCGAGGGGCCCAAGACGCCUGCAAAGAAGAGGAGAAGCAGGGCGAAAAAGACAUGCCAACCGAGCCCAUCAAUGUCGACCGCACAUCCUCGCCGUCCACCUAGUCCUACUUCCCCCUUGGACACUCCGUUCGAUUCAACGGACACGUUCUCCUCACCCUCGAAUAUUUCGCAUCUGUCACCGCAGAGCUGUUCUUCACUGAUCAUUUACCCUAUUCCACCAGUCGGUGAUGCAUCACUCCCGUUCUCUGCACCACAGGCAACGCAUACUAUUCCUCCCAGCUUAUUCAACUGGGAUUUCCCGGUAGACAAUACUUCCAUGUGCGUGGACGAACAAUGGUCGCCUAUGUCCUUCAACAUUGAAUCAACUGCAGCCGCCUCCAGUGCUGCUUACUACUUCGAUAGUAAUAUGCCUCUCACGGAUCUGGAUUUCAAUGCCCUACAUCUGGACUUUAGUUUUACUAUAUCGGACCUGGAUUUAUCAUUUCUCGAAUCUGCGCCUUCAUAUCUUCUUCCCUCGUCAUUCGUGAAUCACUUCUAAAACCUCGCUCUUGACUUCCCCUGUCUGAAUCGCUGGAGCUUCCCAUUUCAUGUGCUUAUCACUGUUCCCUUCUUGAUAAUUAGUAUAUUGUCUUCCAAACCUCCGAACACUUUGGAGAAUACCCCUCCAUUUGAAAACUUUUCAAUCUGUUGCCUGUUUGAUCCUAUUCCAAUCAACUACACUUCAUGCUCGUUUUAUUCGGUUUCGAUGGUAUAAUUCUGGAUUAUGAAAUCUGC